UCGGUUACCGGACAGUUAAAACAAUGUAUUCUCCUACGAAACUUAUUGCUUGUGCGCUGAUUUUUGCGCAGCUGUUGGGCUCAAUUCAUUGUGGAGUAUACGACAAUACGGAUAACUGGGUCCUUUCUGACAAGACCGCCAAUUUCCCAGAAAACGCUGUUCUGGGCGGAAUCGAUUCAUACGGCUAUGAUAACUACGUGGGGCGCGUCGUUUAUUCAAGCUCGAUUCUGCCAGCCCGUGUAAGGGCCGAGACUGGAUACGCCACUUACAAUACCGAAGCAGUAGCUAAUCAGGCAGCCUCCUACGAGUUGUUGGUCGCCAAUGAGACCGUCAGCUAUCACUGGGUGCGCAGUUAUGAUGGCUUCAGGGAAAAGAAUGCCGUUUCUGUGGGCACAAGCGCCUUGAACGAACGCGUUUACGUGUGCCGCGCCAGAACUGAUGGCGGCAUCUUUAUUGGUACCCUGUAUCUUGCGCAAAAGGCUUGCAUCAUCCGCUACGAGAGCUUGCCUCUGAGAGAGAUUACUAAAUAUGAGGUACUAGUGCGAAAAGUUACACCGGCAACGUGGGCACCAUUCGACAAUCAAAACAAUUGAUAAGAUUGCGAAAUUUAAUUAAUAAUUAAAUAUUAAAAUACGAGCAUAAAU
Drosophila montana is the source of this 644-nucleotide messenger RNA. RefSeq lists its product as uncharacterized. The transcript has a single exon. Lineage: Eukaryota; Metazoa; Arthropoda; Insecta; Diptera; Drosophilidae. Bases 24 to 593 code for a protein of 189 amino acids. The record is from RefSeq and is a predicted model, not a curated record.